Molecule: messenger RNA, 3675 nt
Organism: Mauremys mutica (yellowpond turtle)
Lineage: Eukaryota; Metazoa; Chordata; Testudines; Geoemydidae
Gene: PHKG1
Product: phosphorylase kinase catalytic subunit gamma 1
Exons: 10
Coding region: 174-1340 (388 amino acids)
Biological process (GO): protein phosphorylation; glycogen biosynthetic process
Cellular component (GO): phosphorylase kinase complex
Molecular function (GO): ATP binding; calmodulin binding; phosphorylase kinase activity
Source: RefSeq, a predicted model, not a curated record
GGGAGAAGUACAGAUCUGAAUGUCUCUAUUUAGCAUAACUCAAGUUUAUGCUGAUCAGCAGAAUAUCCUCCUAGCAGAAGCAGCAGCUCAGAUGUCAUCCAGCCCUAAAACUGUAUUUGGCUAUUUGUUACCUGGAAGCAAGGCUUUAGCGUGGGCCCAGUGAGGAUCCAAACAUGACCAAGGAGGAGGAGCUACCAGACUGGCAUUCGGCCCAGGAAUUUUAUAAGAAUUAUGACCCGAAGGAAAUUCUGGGCAGAGGGGUAAGCAGCGUGGUUCGUCGGUGCAUUCACAAACCCACCAGCCAAGAGUACGCGGUUAAGAUUAUAGACAUCACCGCUGGUAAUUUAUCCCCAGAGGAGGUCCAGGAGCUGAGGAAAGCCACUAUCAAGGAGAUAGACAUCCUUCGGAAGGUCUCAGGACAUCCCAAUAUCAUUCAGCUGAAGGAUAGUUAUGAAUCCCACACCUUUUUCUUCUUGGUGUUUGACCUAAUGAAGAGAGGAGAGCUCUUUGAUUACCUCACAGAGAAAGUCACCUUAAGUGAGAAGGAAACCAGGAAGAUCAUGCGUGCACUGCUGCAAGUGAUCCAGUACCUCCAUUCCAUGAACAUUGUCCACAGAGACCUGAAGCCGGAGAACAUUCUCCUGGAUGACAACAUGAACAUCAAGCUGAUGGACUUCGGCUUCUCCUGCCAGUUGAAUGGGGAUGAGACGCUCAAAGAAAUCUGUGGCACUCCCGGGUAUCUAGCGCCUGAAAUAUUAGAGUGCUCCAUGGAUAAGGACCAUCCAGGGUAUGGAAAGGAAGUUGACAUGUGGAGUAGUGGCGUGAUCAUGUACACUCUGCUGGCUGGCUCCCCGCCCUUCUGGCACCGGAAGCAGAUGCUCAUGCUGCGGAUGAUCAUGAGUGGGAAUUACCAGUUCAGCUCUCCGGAGUGGGAUGAUCAGUCAGACACAGUCAAAGAUCUGAUUUCCCGGCUCCUGGUGGUGAAUCCUAAGAAGCGCUACACAGUUAACGAUGCGCUGGCCCACCCGUUCUUCCAGCAAUAUGUCGUGGAGGAAGUACGGCACUUCAGCCCUUUAAGGAAACUUAAGGUCAUCUGCCUGACAGUUCUGGCAUCAGUCCGCAUCUAUCAUCACUAUCGGAAUGUCAAGCCAAUUACCAGGGAGGUAAUAAUGAGAGACCCCUACGCUCUGAAACCCAUUCGCAAACUGAUCGAUGCCUGUGCCUUUAGAAUCUAUGGACACUGGGUGAAGAAAGGAGAAGCACAAAACAGAGCAGCCUUGUUUGAGAACACUGCAAAGGUGAUUUUGCUGAGCUUAGCCGCAGAGGAAGCGUUAUUUUGAUUUAUCCCUGAGUAAAACUGCUUCAGCAGCAUCUUAGCGUAAGUUUGUAAGAGCUAAGGCGAGCAGACGCUCUGAAAACUAACCGCAGUCUCCUUUAUGUUUUCCCAAUAAAAUCUCAAUAGAUAAUAUUAAAAUCCAGUGUGCGCCAAACCCCGACAUCCUUAUUUGGCCUUCAAAAGAUGCCAUGUGCACAAACCUUGGCAGAGCCCCAUCAAACAUCAAUUAAUUUUGCCUGUGUAAGGCCUCUGUGCUUUGGCCUUGCCGGACCGAUAUUCAACUUUCCUACAAAAUGACAUAUAAGGGCCUGUUUUUUUUAAGAAGUGGCUUCUAAUUUUGCAGCUGUAAUUAACAGUGUGUGUAAAUAUACCCUCAGAUCAGGCAGGUGAACAUCUUAAAUGGCAGCAUUUGUGCCCCCAAAUUAAUUUCACCUGAAUGUUUUUUGGGGUUUUUUUUGGCCUGGAACGAAUUGCAGGCACAAAAUUGGUCACCAAGAUGAGGCACUUUUGAAAAAGAAUAGAGAUGGGGGCCGAAGCAAAAUCCUAGCUGUGGCAUUCAGGUACGGCUCCAGCUCUGAACAUCACAGCUCUCUCUAAUGCAGAGGGAACCAAUAGGGUAUGCAAGGACAAUAGAAUACACGUAUUGCCUCUCCUGUAGGCACCACAUCCUUUCAUUGGCAGGAUGGGCCAUGCUCCCCCAAGCUAUGGUAACAGAAGGAUGCGAGCGAGCACCCUCACACCUGUGUGAAAUCCUCACCAGCAGUGGUGGCAAUAUUUUCUGUUACUGCCAUUUGCUACGAUCAGGCUCAUGUCGCUCUUGCUGGUGCCCUCCUGCUUCAGCUAGGGCCAUCAUCCUGUAAGCGACACCUACACAGACCUUUGCACCUGCCCCAGUGCAGUCAGUGGAACUCCAUGUGGGUGCAGAGGAUCACCUUUGGGAAGCAACUUGCUCGAUUGGGGCCUUGGUGUCUGGCCCAGGCCAGCCUGAGGUUUCAAAGCCUGGCUUUCAUCUGGCAGUAGGCACGACCUGUUCUGUGAAGAUGAUAGAUUGGCCAAGGCAAAGAUAAUGAGUUUGGGGCACAAUCAGGCCAAGGUAAGCAGUGGGGUCACGGCAGCUGGAGGGAAUCUAAAUUAGAUGGGGAGCUGGGUAAAAAGAAAAAUCAGUGUGAUGUUAUUAGCAAGUUCAGGGAGACGGGGAGUGAAGGUGAGAGGCAGAGAGGAAAGGGGACAGGGAUGUGGAAAGCAGCUCCACCAGUGGGACACUUGCAAAAUGCUAACCUGUUACAUUCAAUUGACUGAGGUUAAAAACCACCCGAAGAAGCUGGCCAAGCUUUGUUUUUACAAGGCGGAUGUUGUUAUUAGAGAUUCUGGGCCCAGCCUUCACCAGCAGGACCUUAAGGUAGGGUGGCUUAUCCCACAUCACUUUUGAAAAUCACGUCUUUCAGGGCACGAAUACCCUGUUUUGGGUGCCUCACUGCAAAGGCAAGUGUUCAUUGCCUGUUUUACCAUCUGUAAAACGAGGCUAAUGAUACUGACCUCCUUUGUAAGGUGCUUUGAGAGCCACCGAUGAAAAGUGCCAUAUAAAGGCUCGGUAUUAUUCACUGAGCUCUCGCUUCAUUUAACUUUGGGGCUAACACGUUUUCUAUUCUAUUAAGAAAAAAAGCCUCCCCCCUGGGCUGUCGUACAAUUGGCAGUUUAUAACUCAGCCUUUAAUACAAGCUGAGGAAACCUUCCCUGCCUGCUUGCCCACCAAACUCUGAAAAUAAAAAAAGAAGUUGUGACAAAACCACCACCCUCAAAUUUGUGUCAGUAGGAAAAAGUGGACCUGUCCAAAUCCCCCAAAUGGCAAAAGGCCGCCUGAGUGUGAAAACAGCAAUCAGAGCCUUCAUCUUAAUGGACUUGAUUGACUCCUUCCUUUCUAUCAUAGAUGGGGCAUAUUCUGAAGGGUGACUAGCAUCUCACAUAGCACUCUUCCUAGCCAACAGAUUCCAUCAUGUCAUUAUCCCUGCCAGCCUUAGUUAUCACGGUUAUAACCAGUCAAUCUAUAAACGACACCUUAAGGGUGAUAGAUGUUUUGUUUCCAAAGCUUUAAUGCACUAUGUUGAAGAGUAGCAAUUCAUUUUAUGCAUCUACAACUUAGGCUGAUCUUUUAAACAGCCUUUGAGUGACGGAAAAUGCACAUUGCAGCUAACGGUGACUCAUGUACUGCAUGUGUAUUUAGGAGACAUUUAAAAAAGAUACAGGGCUCAUACACAGACCUCAAAAUGGUCAAGGGCUUCAGUUGAUGUCUAUUUGAUCAGUGCAUCUGUCCGUGGUUUUGUAAACUGUUUACAUGUCAA